AUGCCAAUGUUGGGACAUGAGAUGAAGCUACGGUGGAUGGUACUUGUUUUGUUCAUGUUGUGUUCUAAGUGGCAACAAUAUGCUACAGGAGAGCGACUGGUUCCAUGCUAUUUCAUUUUUGGAGACUCGUUGGCCGACAAUGGCAAUAAUAACAUGCUCCAAACUCUUGCCAAAGUUGACUAUUCCCCAUACGGCAUUGAUUUUCCUAAUGGCCCCUCUGGAAGGUUUUGCAAUGGGCGAACCGUCGUUGAUAUAAUUGCUGAAAUUUUGGGCUUUCACAAAUAUAUAACACCAUUUGCAACUGCUAAUGAAGCAGAUAUACUUGAUGGUGUGAACUACGCCUCUGGGGCAGCAGGAAUUCGUGACGAAACUGGACAGGAGUUGGGUGGUCGUAUAAGCUUGAAUAUGCAGCUAAAAAAUCACCAAAAAACAUUAUUGAAUUUGAUUGGCAUGCUAGGAAAUGAGUCAGCUCCAAGACACUUGAGCAAGUGCUUAUAUUCGGUUGGAAUGGGCAACAAUGACUAUCUCAACAACUAUUUCUUGCCCCAGUACUUCCCAACAAGCCAAGAGUAUACUUUAGACCAGUACACCCAACUUCUUGUCGAGGAAUACUCACAACAACUAAGG
Molecule: messenger RNA, 627 nt
Organism: Dovyalis caffra
Lineage: Eukaryota; Viridiplantae; Streptophyta; Magnoliopsida; Malpighiales; Salicaceae
Source: the annotation of a GenBank genome assembly